AUGGAUAGCUCUUUGUUGGAAAAUGGACUAAACAUGAACUUCAUGGACCGGGUGUCCCACCUGUAUGAUAGCUCUCAAAAGAAGGCCACGAAGAAAUUAAUCAUAGCAAGUAUAAUAUGUAUAAUUUUUAUGAUAAUAGAAAUAGUGGCAGCUAUUUUGGCGAAUUCCUUAUCCUUAAUGACUGAUGCCUCUCACCUGUUUUGCGAUUUACUCUCCUUUGCCUUAAAUUUAUUUUCCAUAUAUGUCUCGACGUUUGAGGGGAAUGUAGAUAUGUCUUUUGGGUACCAUCGGGCGGAAAUAAUAGGAGCCUUAUUUUCCAUUUUUUUUAUUUGGGCCCUAUCUGCGUACAUUUUGUACAGUGCUGUGUUUCGAUUAUUUGAAGUUCAGACAGUGGAUGGAUAUAUCAUGUUUGUUACAGCUUUUGUAAGUACGCUGGCAAAUAUAUUCAUUGCCUUCGUACUUAAGGUGCACUCACAUGGAUUUGAAUUUAUUGGACAACGCAGAUGCAGUCAUAGUGAUGAAACGAAUGGGCAUACUCACCAAAUAAAGACAUGGAAAAAUGAUACUAGUAAGUCUGUAAAAAAUGGAAAAUACAAAAAUAUAAAUAGUGAUAUCGUUAUAGCAGAUGACGGGGAUGCUGCUGCUCAUGCUGCGGCAUGUAACAAGAAUAAUAUUUCCAUCGGGAAAAUUAACACCAGUUCAUGCAGCUAUGUCGCUUUUGAUUAUUAUGAAAAUGUGAACCAAAUAAAUAUGGAUAAUCCUCACCAAGGGGAUUCAAGAGCUGCAGGAGGAACUGGUGGUGGUGAAGGAACAACUGCAGGGAAGAAGAAUUCGCAAAACGGACAACAUACACAACGUGCACUGCUCGACCCUACGGCGAAUAAUUUCCCCCACGAUAAUCACCUUGCAAAUGAUGAAGAUGUGCAGAAGGACGAUGGUCAUUUUAAAAACCUUGCCUCGAACAGUUCCUACAUGCUGUCCAAUGGGGAAAGCGAAGAAAAUGUUUUGUGCGAUCCGUACGAUAGCCAUUCGCAUGACCACUCACAUGACCAUUCGGACGGCCAUUCACACCACCACCCGCAUGACCAUUCACAUCAUCACUCACACGAUGAACUAAGCAGCAUAAGCCUGAAGACGGCGUACCUGCACGCCAUCAGCGAUUUACUGCAAAACAUAGGAGUCAUGAUAGCCUCACUGAUCAUCUGGUAUAACCCCAAGUACUCUAUCACCGACCCCAUCUGUUCUAUCAUUUUUUGUUUCAUCGUUUUUUCAACAACCAUAUCAGUAAUUAAAGAAAUUCUAAACGUACUGAUGGAGGGAACCCCCGUGAGCAUAAACUUAAUGGAUAUUAAAAACGACCUGCUGAAGAUACCCGGGGUUAUAGACGUUCACGAUUUACACGUUUGGUCCUUAUCCAUUGGAAAACCAGCCCUCGCGUGCCAUAUAGUUGCACACAAAAAUUUUUCACACACUGUUUUAAAUAACGCUACUUUGUUGUGCCAGAAUAAAUAUAAAAUUCUGCAUACCACUGUUCAGACCGAUUACCCCUCGAACAUUUCCAACUGCGAAACCUAUGCCCACCUUAAGUGCUCAAAUUUAAAAACAGAAACAAACAAGUAG
Molecule: messenger RNA, 1620 nt
Organism: Plasmodium coatneyi
Lineage: Eukaryota; Apicomplexa; Aconoidasida; Haemosporida; Plasmodiidae
Product: Cation diffusion facilitator transporter domain-containing protein
Exons: 2
Coding region: 1-1620 (539 amino acids)
Biological process (GO): zinc ion transmembrane transport
Cellular component (GO): plasma membrane
Molecular function (GO): zinc ion transmembrane transporter activity
Source: RefSeq, a predicted model, not a curated record